UGUAUUUAUUUUUGUUUUGAUUGAGAAAACCAUUUCUAUGUGGUUUGCCAUCAAAUUAUUGUAGGAAUAAUGAAAUAAAUUCAACAUUUUCAACAAGUUUUGAAUUACUCUCGAUAAGAGACAAAGCAUAGAAUACCAUAGAAAAGCUUCAAUUCGUUCAAAGUAACAUCAAAAUCAUCUGAAAAAUGCCGAAACGCUACUGUUGUGUGCAAUCUUGUCCGAAUUUUGUAGGGACAUGGGGCGAUAUACGAUUUUUUCUUUCACCAAGAGACGCAGAGCUUCAAAAGAAAUGGGAACAAGCACUCAAUAGACCACCAUCAGCAAAAUUUCGUUUGUGCAGCCUGCAUUUCAAAGAGGAGGAUAUUAUAACGACGAGAUCUGGUACAACAUUGAAAAAAGGUGCCAUUCCGAUACCCGUCCUUGUACCAAAAACAGAAAGUUCACCGGACACUCACAUGGAGAACGUGAAAAUAAUUGAUAUUGCGACAAUUACGAAUGCUUCAAGUACACCGAAUCUUUGUCAAUCGUGCCUUGGUUAUGAUGUGAAAUUACAAGCGGCUCAUGCAAAGAUAACGAGGUUAGAAGAGAAAGUGAUCAAAUUGACAGCCGAAAAUCGAAAAAUGAGGCUUUACAUUCGGGGACAAGAAAAUUUAUCUGAAGAUAAAUUUGAUUCUCGAUUGAAAAAUGUCAAAACGUGUAGUCUUUGCGAAGUAAAAUUGACGGCAGAUGAGUUUGAGCGACAUUUAUGUGUUGAACGAGAGAGCAUCUUCUGUCCCUUAUGCCCACGUACAAAUGCAUUCCAAUCAACGAUUAGCUUUCUUGAUCAUGUUCAUCAGCACACCGAGGCGUCGAUAGGAAUGGACAGAAGAUUUUUGUACAGGUGCAACCAGUGCACUCUAGGAUAUCCAAUGGAACUUUUAUUGGAGUGUCACAAAAGGUCACACAUCACUCAGAAGCCAAUGAGCAUGAACGUUAAAACCGAACCCGCAGAAGCAAUGUCAAUUGACGAAACUACUAAUAACGAUCAAUCCAGUUCUGUUAGCGGGCCUUCCAAUUCAGUCCAUGCCAAAUUAUUCAAAUGCGGACUAUGUGAUAUGGCAUUUGGAUUACCCAAAGAGUUGCAACAUCAUGUGAGAAAAUCCCAUAAAAAAGCAAUGGAAAAGCGCAUCGAGUGUUAUUUAUGCAAAACAGAGUUCGAAACUAUCGAAGUACUUCGCGUUCAUAUGAAACGCCACGAAAGAGACCAUCCAUGUAGUAUUUGCAAAAUGGAUUUAACUCCCAGUGAACUGGGUUCACAUUUGUGUGGCGACGAAAAAAUCGUGACCUGUGAGUACUGUCCAAAUGAAUUUACAGCCACAUUGAAGCUGGUUGAGCAUAUAGAGAUGUCACAUAGAAAUGAGAAAUUUCCAUUGAAAUUUUAUCGAUGUGAUCAUUGUUCGAAGUUCUAUCCUUCGAUCGUCCUGAAGAAACUUCACUUGAAGUCACAUGAACAAGAUGCACCGAAGCGAUUUGUUUGUAAGAUCUGUAAAAAGGCUUUUUCAUCUAAAUAUAGUCUGCAAACUCACAGAAAGUCACACGAUGAGAUGAGAUCUCAUCUCUGCGAGGAAUGUGGCAAAAGUUUUAAGACAGUGCGAGGUUUAAGUUUUCACAGAAACUCGUAUCUUCAUAGUAAAGAGCCGGCAAUGAUCCAGUGUCCCGAUUGUCCUAGGACAUUCAACCAACUUCAUAAUUUCAAAAACCAUAGUGCAGUGCAUCGAGAAGAUAGAUACGUGUGCGAAAUCUGUCAAGCGGAACUUGUAUCGAAAGUAUCGUACAAAAGUCAUCUAAAGAUUCACCGAAGAACCGAGGCCGACCGAAAAUAUGCGUGCAAAAUAUGCCCAAGAAAGUUUUGGGAUCCGAAAACCCUAAGAAACCAUCGGAGCGUACACAAUGGCGCAAGAUUGCACAGCUGCCGAUUUUGCAGCCAAUCGUACAAAUAUGCUGGUGACUUGAACAAACAUCUUCGGACUCACCUUGGCAACGAAAUAUAUGAAUGUUCAAAGUGUCCAAAGCGAUUUAAAUAUCCAAAAGAGCUUCAAAAACACGAAUUCCAGCAUUACAAAGAAGAAAAGGAAGCGGAAGGAACAAAUUCGCCAAAAGAUCCAGAUCUUCGAGCGAAAUGGGAUCAAGCCAUCAAUAGGCCACCAAUAGGCAAUUUUCGUUUGUGCAGCCUGCAUUUCAAAGAGGAGGAUAUUAUAUGGAAGAGCACAGGUGCAGCAUUGAGAUCCGGUGCCAUUCCCAUACCCGUCCCUGUGCCAAAGACGGAAAGUGCUUCAAGUACACGAAAUCUUUGUCAAUCGUGCUUUGAUUAUGAUGUGAAAUUACAAGCGGCUUAUGCAAAGAUUGCGCUCUUAGAAAAGGAAAUGAGCGAAUUGAGAUCAAGAGAAAAUAAACGAAUGCAGGCAAAGAGAAUAGUCAAGAACCAAAUUCGUUCCAAUUCGACUCAAGACACAGAAAAGAAAAUGUGCAGUCUUUGCCUAUGCAACCAAUGUAAUCUUGCAUAUGCAAUAAAAACUUUGUUGGAUUGUCACAAAAAAUCACACGAAGACAACCCUCCUCCGCCAGAAGAGCUUAAUCUCAAAGUUGAAUUCCAAGAACCGAUGUCGGUUGAUGAAACUUCUAAUGAUGACACAAUUCUACCCACAUCUAUGCUCACUGUUGAACUAAACGAGUCGGUCGAAUCAGCCCGACAAUUAAUCCAGCCAUCAACUCAAUCAAGUGCAGUGGACGAGCCUCCUAAGCCAGUGUCACAGGACAAUAAAUUGUUCAAAUGUGGACUAUGUGAUGUGGCAUUUGAGCUACCAAAGCAAUUAUCAUGUCACGUACGUGAAAAUCACGAUUCAAAAGACAGUUUUCAGUGUUAUUUGUGUAAAUUUGAUUUUGCUACUGUCAAACAACUUUGGAUGCACAUGAAACGCCAUGCACGAGACCAGAAAUGUGACAUCUGCAAAACCGAAUUAACUCUCAACGAACUGAAUUCACAUUUGUGUGGCGAUGGGAAAAGUAUUCGUUGUGAUUACUGUGUAGAUGAUUUUACGAUUACAUCGAAGCUGGUAGAUCAUUUGGAAAAGUCACAUAAAAAGAGGAAAAUCCAUCGAUGUGAAAUAUGUUCCAAAGUAUUUUGGAGCAUUGCUCUGAAGGAAUUGCACAUGUUGUCACACGCACAAGAUGCAGCAGUAUCUACACAUGAACAAGAUACAGCAAUGCCAUUUGCUUGCGACAUUUGUUCGAAAGUGUUUUGUAAGAAAUUUCAAUUGGGUCGUCAUAUGAAGACGCACGAUGAACAAAGACCUUAUCUCUGUGAAGAAUGUGGCAAAGGUUUUAAAUCGGCACAGAAUUUACUUUUGCAUAAAACUUCCAUCCAUUACAACGAACCAACACUUCAGUGCCCUGAUUGUCCACGUAAAUUUUUCCGUUUGUGUUUGUUGAAGAGCCACAGUGCCGUACAUCGCAAAGAUCGAGACGAUAAAUACGUGUGCGAAAUUUGUCAAGCCGAACUUGUAUCAAAAUUUUCAGGUGCAAAUAUUGAAUUGGGAUUGGAUAAUUCCAUAUUUUUCAUUCACAUUAAAAUACCAUUCCAUGUUUAUGCUUAUUAUAGUACGCCAAAAGAUCCAGAGCUUCGAGUCAAGUGGGCAAAAAUCAUUAAUGUGGAACCAUCAAUAAAUUAUCGCUUGUGCAGCCUUCAUUUCAGGGAAGAAGAUAUUCAAAUAAAUCAUGAUCAAGGUGUUGUUUUGAAAGCUGGUACCGUUCCAACAUACGUUCGACAAUCACAGAAGCCACUCGAAAAUAACGUAAAAAUAGUCGAGAUUGAAACAAUCAAAGGUGUUUCAAUUAAACCAAAUUCAUGCCAAUCGUGCAUUGACUACGAUUUGAAAUUACAAGCGGCUCAUACAAAGAUAACGAUGUUAGAAGAGGAAGUGAUUAAAUUGACAACAGAAAAUCGGAAAAUGAAGGAUUUUAUUCGAGAACAAGAAAAUUCAACUGUAGACAAAAUCCGUUUGCCACUGAACUACGACGAAAAAUGUAGUCUUUGCCAAGUAAAACUGACAGCAGUGGAAUUUGAGCGACAUUUGUGUGUUGAAAAAGAGAGCAUCUUGUGUCCUUUAUGCCCAUGUACAAAUGCAUUCCAAUCAACGAUUGGCUUUCUUAAUCACGUAGAUCAACACACCGAGGUGGCUCUAGCAACUGACAAAAGAUUACUAUUCAAGUGCAACCAGUGUAGUGUCGGCUAUCCAAUGGAAAUUCUACUGGAGUGUCACAAAAAGUCACAUGUUACACACACCACUCGGACGCCAGAGCCCAAGCCCAUCAAAUUUGAGCCAGAAGAAUCGAUGUCUGUUGACGUAACUACUGAUGAUGAUGAAACGCUUCCGCCAUUAAGUCAAUCAAAUUCUGUUAGCGGGCCUUCAAAGCCAGUUCUAGGAAAUGAUAAAUUAUUCAAAUGCGGAUUCUGUGAUGUGUCAUUCGAACUACCAAUAUUUUUAUCUCUUCAUAUAAAAGAAAAUCAUACUAAGAGAAAAACUCAUGUUUCUAGAUUGCCUAAAGCGAAGAGUGAAUGUCAUGAAGCAAAAACCAUAUUUGUUUUUCGUUUACGUGAGGAAAAUGAAAAUAACACUGAAAAACAGAAAGAAAAGAAAAUAUUCCAGUGUUAUUUGUGCAGAACGGAUUUUAGCACAUUCAAAAGACUUCAAGUCCACAUGAAUAGAAGUCAUAAAAGGAAUCAUAAAUGUGGGAUCUGUAGAAUGGUAUUAACUGCCAAAGAGCUGCGUUCACAUUUGUGUGGUGGCGAAAAAUGCAUUCGUUGCGAAUAUUGUUCAAAUGAAUUCACCACAACGAAAAAACUGCUUGAUCAUUUGGACAAGUCACAUGAAAAGAAGAAACUUCAUCAAUGCGACAAGUGUUUAAAAUUCUUUACAAUGAUAAUUUUGAAGGAACAUCACUUGAAGUCACAUGAGCUAGAUGCACCGAAGACAUUUAUUUGCGAAAUCUGCUCCAAAGCUUUUCCUUCGAAAGAAUGUCUUAAAAAUCAUAUCAGAAUCCACGAUAAGACAAAAUCUCAUCUUUGCGAGGAAUGUGGCAGAGGUUUUUCAUGCGUGCAGUAUUUGGAAUCCCAUAAAAAGACGCAUACUCAAAGAAAUCCAAAAUUCCAGUGCCCAGAUUGUCCGAAGAAAUUUUUGGAAUUGAGCAAUUUGAGAAGACAUAGUAAUCUUCAUCGAGACGAUAAAUACGUGUGCGAAAUCUGUCAAGCUGAACUUAUAUCCAUGCCCUCAUAUAGGAAACAUAAGAAGAUUCACCAGAGAACAGAGGCCGACCGAAAAUAUGCGUGCAAAAUAUGCGAUAAGAAGUUUUUCGAUCCAAAACAUUUGAAAAUACACCAGCGUGUACACACUGGCGCGAGAUUAUUCAAUUGUCGCUUUUGUGAUCAAUCCUACAAAUACACCGGAGACUUGAAUAAACAUCUUCGGACUCAUCUUGGCAAUGAAAUAUACGAGUGUCCAAAGUGUCCGAAGCGAUUCCAAUACCCGAAAGAGCUUCAAAAACACGAAUUCGAGCAUUACAAAGAAGAAAAGGAGGCAAAUCAAACGAUGUAGUUAAUUUACUUAAAAUAAACGAUAAAACAUGAAUGGAAUGAAUAAAAUGUAAAAUGAAAUUUAAA
This is a messenger RNA of Sitodiplosis mosellana (orange wheat blossom midge), 5695 nucleotides long. RefSeq names its product zinc finger protein 208-like. The transcript has 20 exons. Lineage: Eukaryota; Metazoa; Arthropoda; Insecta; Diptera; Cecidomyiidae. Gene Ontology annotation, molecular function: nucleic acid binding; zinc ion binding. The record is from RefSeq and is a predicted model, not a curated record. Bases 186 to 5630 code for a protein of 1814 amino acids.